AUGAUGCUUAUGAAGAAUUGUAUUGUGCGAAGAACGAUACCCAGAGUAUUCCAUAGAGGAUAUAAGGUCUUAUCAAUAGAGACCAGUUGUGAUGAUACAUGUAUCGCACUCAUGGAAAGAUCUAGUGAUAAAGUAGAGUUGAUUCAACAUAUUAAAUCAACUUUAGAUUCUACUGAGUUUGGUGGGAUAGUUCCUACUAAAGCUUUCAAUCAUCAUCAAACAAAUUUGGCAAGAAUCACAAAAGAACUACUGGAGAACAACAACCUAACAAUAUCAAAUCCACCAGAUGUUAUAUGUGUCACAAGAGGUCCAGGAAUGGCUGGAUCUUUAGGAGUCGGUAUAGAAUUUGCAAAAGGUUUAUCAGUUGUAUAUGGGAAACCAUUUGUUGGUGUUCAUCAUAUGCUUGGUCAUUUAUUAGUACCAAGAUUUGAAAGCUCUGGUAAACUUCCCCAAUUCCCAUUCUUAAAUCUAUUAGUUAGCGGAGGUCAUACAAUGUUAGUUUUAUCCAAAGAUUUGUUAAAUCAUGAAAUUCUGUGUAAUACUGUGGACAUUGCAGCUGGUGAUGCUUUAGAUAAAUGUGCAAGAGAAAUAGGUAUCAAAGGAAAUAAUUUGGGUAAAGAAUUAGAAAUUUUUGUUAAUGCCAAACCUGAAGAUUGGAACUAUAGAAAUUUUGAUAUGCCAAAACCAUUAUACAACAAGAGAGGAAGAAUGUUUAUGCCAGCUUAUUCAUUUGCACCAUUCCAUGGUGCAGUACAAAGACUUGUGGAGAAAGAAAACUUAAACCUUGAAGAUGAAGUAAUUAAAAGAUGUGUUGGUCAUCAUAUUCAAAAGGCAAUAUUUGGUCAUAUGAUUGAUAAAUUAACUCUUGUCUUAGAAAACAAUAAGGAAAAAUUGAAAGAUGUUAGAGAUUUUGUUGCUUCAGGUGGUGUUGCAUCAAAUAUUACACUACGGAACAUGCUAGAUAAAGGUUUGGAAUCAACAAGUAUUGAAAGAACAACAUAUCCAAAUCCAAGCUUAUGCACAGAUAAUGCUGUUAUGAUUGGAUGGGCUGGUAUUGAGUUAUAUGAAAGUGGACUCACUACUGAAUUAUCUAUCUUUCCAACUCCUAAAUGGCCAUUAUCAGAUUUACUAAAUGUCCCAUAUUGGAUAAAGAAAGAAUAA
Molecule: messenger RNA, 1161 nt
Organism: Hansenula ciferrii
Lineage: Eukaryota; Fungi; Ascomycota; Saccharomycetes; Phaffomycetales; Wickerhamomycetaceae
Gene: QRI7
Product: putative N(6)-L-threonylcarbamoyladenine synthase
Exons: 1
Coding region: 1-1161 (386 amino acids)
Biological process (GO): mitochondrial tRNA threonylcarbamoyladenosine modification
Cellular component (GO): mitochondrion
Source: RefSeq, a predicted model, not a curated record